Molecule: messenger RNA, 1030 nt
Organism: Cokeromyces recurvatus
Lineage: Eukaryota; Fungi; Mucoromycota; Mucoromycetes; Mucorales; Mucoraceae
Exons: 4
Coding region: 400-1002 (200 amino acids)
Molecular function (GO): protein binding
Source: RefSeq, a predicted model, not a curated record
UUUUUUUUUUAUUCUUCUUCUUAUUUAUACAUAUUUAUAUAAUAAAAAAAAAUGACAAAAUUUUCAUUUAGGAAAUUGAGAGAAAAACCAGUUUUAUUAAUUACAAGUACAUUAGCAGUGGUAAUAAUAAUUAUAAUGAUUUUUGUGCGUGACAUUUAUUUAUUUAUUUUCUUAGUGUGGUUGCUGUAUAUCAUUUGGAGGAGCGAUUGCUUUAAAAGUCUUAAAUGGAGCUUGGUGGGUAGUCGCCUAUCAAUUUUUAAUUACAUUUGGACAUCUCUUCAUUUUUGUAUCGGGCACUGCACGAAAAUAUAAAAUGGCGGUAAAAAAUAAAAAUAAAAAUAAAAGAAGAAAAAGGGGAUAAUACAAAUAAAGUUAAAAUCAAAAUAAUUUUAAAAAUAGAUGUUGGCAUUUUUAGCUACAAGUAUUCCAUUAUUAACGGUACAAAUAGAUGCAGUUAUGCAAUUUAGUAGACAAAGUUUACCCAAGAUACCAGCUAAUACAUAUGUCAGUGGUUAUAUCAUUUUAUUAAUAGUUCAAUAUGUUUGGAUUCUUAUCUUUGGAAGUGAUGCCUCCACCUUCUUUGGUCAACUUGGAUAUCAUUCUUCCACAGAUCAAAAUGUAUGUUUAUCCAUAUCCUCUAAUGAUCAUGACGCAUUUUAUUCAGAAGAAAAAUUAAACGAAUCAAGACAGCAACUUUCUAAUAAUAAUAAUAAUAAAACAAUGCAUUCUGAAGGAAAUAAAUUAAUCUAUGGUGCUAAUCAGUCUAAUGCCUCUGUUUCAUUUAUGUCGAAUAUAACAGAUCAAAAAUUAUCUACUUGUGUACUUGAAUUUAAAGAAAAAGCUCGAGCCAUUCAUAAAUAUAAAGCAAAUCCAGAAGAUCCAAAAGAAUUAAGCUUUGAAAAAGGAGAAAUAUUAGAUAUUGUAGAUAGAAGAGGAAAUUGGUGGCAUGCACGUAAGACAAAUGGUGACAUUGGUAUCGUCCCUAGUAAUUAUUUCUCUUGAUAAAUCUAAUAUUGUCUUUUUUUUUUUC